This is a messenger RNA of Phytophthora nicotianae INRA-310, 1404 nucleotides long. RefSeq lists its product as hypothetical. The record is from RefSeq and is a predicted model, not a curated record. Gene Ontology annotation, biological process: endoplasmic reticulum to Golgi vesicle-mediated transport. The transcript has a single exon. Bases 285 to 785 code for a protein of 166 amino acids. Lineage: Eukaryota; Oomycota; Peronosporomycetes; Peronosporales; Peronosporaceae. Gene Ontology annotation, cellular component: TRAPP complex.
ACGACUUGCUGUUGGGAGAGACCUCCGGCGAGUCCGAAACGCGCACGAUGAGCUGCUCCAGCGCCAUCCCCAUGUCCGAAAAUGGAGGGUGUGGUGUGCUAAUGAGUAUGUGAGACCUCCCGUGCAACCUUGCUUAUCACCGAGAUGGCCGGUGCUGUUGUGGUGGGUGAGAUUUGCACAUGAAGUGGCAACCGCGUCAAUACAAAUCCCAAAUGAUGUUGCCAUAUGUGUGUUGAAACACCAAACUCUGCAAACUUUGCUUGUUGUAAAGAGGAGUGACGGUCAUGAUCUUCUCGUUCUACAUCUACACUCGCAGCGGGUCGUGUCUGUACCAGGAGAAGUGGAAUGUCCCCAAUGGCAAAAGCGUAACGUAUUCAGAUCCGGAGGAGGAGAAGCGUCUGCUUUUCGGCUUGCUCUUCUCGCUCAAGGAAUUCGUGGGGAAGAUCGCGCCUACGACGGCGACGCAGACGAGUGCGGAUCCGUUCGGGACGGCAGAACCUGCUGCUUCUGGCGCUGGCACGGCACCCGAGGGGAUGCAGCGAUACCAAACCAACUCGUACACGUGUCACCAGUACGAGACACCCAGUGGUCUGCGCUUCGUGAUGAUGACAGACAACCAGGCGGGUGACAUGACUCCCACGCUCAAGUACAUCUACUCACAGAUCUACGUGGAGACAGUGGUGAGCAAUCCGCUAAGCGACACCAAGAGCGGCAAGCCGAUUACUAGUCAGCUCUUCCGUUCGCAACUAACGCAGUACCUCGAGGGUCAGCCGUGCUUCAGAUAAAACAGCGUUGACUACUGAUCCAUGCGUACAAACAUGAAAAAUAAAAUGCGUGUUAAGAGGGUUUUCGACGCGAGGUUUCAUGUUAUGGCUCAUGCAGCAGGGAAGAAACCCUGGAGGAUGUGAACUACUUCAGCUGCGGUGGGACGGAGAGCUGGCUCAUGGUGCCAGCAUCGCUGGAUGAGGUCACGGAGUGGCUGAAUAGAGGAAGGGGUUUAGUGUAGGUCAGGAUGAUAAUUUCUCGAAUGUGUGUUGUUCACUUACCAGCGGUGUCAUGGGAGAGAUUAUGGGUCGUCUUCGCUCUUGGACGACAGCAAUUGGGAUUUGGGCAGGAGCCAGGUCCCUGAAAGGUGCAGCCCCUUCACAGAUUUCCCACAAAAUGAUGCCAAAGCUGUAUACGUCCGCUGACAAUGAGUACUUCUGGCUGGUAAGGACUUCCCUGUUGAAGCAAACACCUCCGUUAUCAAAACGUCGCUCUCCAAUUGUCACGAUAUCUAUUUCACGUACGGAGCCAUCCAUUGAAACGUGCCACAACAUCCUGUCAUUAGCUCCGAUUGAUCGUUUGAGCGCGAUAUUCCGAAAUCUGUACUUGCAUGAGUAGUGAACUGAGAUUACAUAGUGC